AUGGAAAUUGAUUCAACGAAAGUCUACCUGAAAGUUAGAGAAAUUCGUCAGGACAAACCCAGCGAAAGGGCUUGUGUCUUCCACCAACUCCACUGGGGCCAAGUUUCCUCAUGCAUCAGUGCUUGCUUUUGGAAGAGAGUACUCUUACGGAGACGAUGGACUUUCAACAACAAGAAGACCGAAGCUCGAUCCACUCGAAAUCAAACAGUUAGUAACGUACGAAAACCCCGAAGUCGAGAAGAUUUUGAGAAAUUUCUUUCCUCCUUGAAAGCGGACGGUCAAUUCACCAAAGCAGCAUACGAUGUUAAAACCUACAAUUGCAUCCAUUUCGCUUUGCUUCUUUUGACGUUUUUCGGAGUUGAUACAAGCGCACACGCGGAUUUACUAAAGUACCCUCAAAACGCGAUCAAUUCCUACGUUCGAAACGCUGUCAUUUUGAUCGCCAGUUGCGGUUUUCCUCCGGCUGUGAUCAUGCUCGAAACCGGUGCGCUGCUCAACGCCGCCGGUGUUGCUGCGGCAACGAGUGUCAUUGCCGGUCAAGCAGUUGCGCGCAAACUGGACUACAAAUCGUGGAAUUCGACUUCCAAGAAUUGA
Oikopleura dioica is the source of this 594-nucleotide messenger RNA. The record is from the annotation of a GenBank genome assembly. NCBI's taxonomy places the organism in Eukaryota, Metazoa, Chordata, Appendicularia, Copelata, Oikopleuridae.